AUGGCGAUUCUAGAGGCGAUUGGAAAACGGUUACAAUUCAUGCAAUGGCUCACCACGAUCAUGUUGGUUGAGCAUGAUUCUGAUGGCGAUGAGUGGCACAACAACCCAUGUUCUACCCACACGAUGCCCUGUUUCCCCAUGUUCAGAAUAACUUCUCAACAUGAUGACGUAUUAAGUAAGAGAUUUAGUAGAAGUGCCUAUAAAAGAGAAUGGAACUUCUAUCUUCUUCGUACUAUUGAUGAAUUCCUUUCAGAAUAUCUACAUUAUCUUUUCAAGCAAAAUACGCAAAACACGAUGACAGACAAUCUCAGACGUGCCAUGCAAGACAUCGACUUAGGAAGUGAGGACGCUCCCUUUGUUCUUCCCCCUGAAGUGGUGAGACAAGCAGCGGCAGAGAACCGUUUCAUCCUUAUUGGACGUCCCUCUAUGCCUCGUCGACAAAAUUUGCGCAACCUUGUUGCCACCAUGCCUCGGGUUUGGGGAUUGGAAGGACUUGCUCGUGGUCGUGUUAUAGAGGGGAGAAGAUUCCAAUUUUUUUUCCCUUCUGAGGAAGCGAUGGAUACGGUGGUUCGACGUGGGCCUUGGGCGUAUGCAGACAGGAUGAUUGUCCUUCAACGGUGGACACCUCUGAUGGACAUGGCGUUGCUCAAUUUUAUCCCGUUCUGGAUCCAAGUGAGGGGUAUUCCGCUCCAGUACAUGAACCGGGAAGUGAUUCUGCAUAUUGCUCGUGCUAUGGGUCAUCAAUAUAUCCAGAUGGAGUAUAAUGAAGAAACAGGAGGACAGAUGGAGUUUGUGCGGUUUCGUCUUAACUGGGACAUCACACAACCACUCAAGUUUCAGAGAAACUUCCAGUUUACUCCUGGUAUCAAUACUCUCCUUCGUUUUCAGUAUGAGCGAUUGAGAGGUUUCUGUGAAGUUUGCGGUCUUAUCACACAUGAUUCGGGUCGCUGCUUAAAUCAGAAUGGAGGACCUGAGGAAGGGCCAGACGAUGGAGAUGAUGGAGCAGAUGAUCAUAUGAAUGAGGCUGAACAUCAGGGCAACCCUGGAGUACAUAUUGAAGAAAUCAACGAGGAGGAGGCGAACGAGGGAGAUCAAGAUCAUUUACGUGAAGUACAAGAAGAGCACCAGCCUGCUGAGAUUCAAAGGCCUGAAGAUGAAGUGACUGAAGAAGUAAUGAGUCCAGAAGAAGAGCCACAUGAUGAUGAUUGGCUGUGGGCUGGUGUAGCUAUGCCUAACAUGUAUUCCGACGAUAUCAACUCAGGAGAAAUGUUCUCUAUAUCUCCGUUUGCAGAAUGCUCUGAUGGUCGUGCUUCUCUGAAGAGAAAGACAUGGUUGGAAUAA
Molecule: messenger RNA, 1341 nt
Organism: Brassica oleracea var. oleracea
Lineage: Eukaryota; Viridiplantae; Streptophyta; Magnoliopsida; Brassicales; Brassicaceae
Exons: 1
Coding region: 1-1341 (446 amino acids)
Source: RefSeq, a predicted model, not a curated record